GAAAAAGAAUGAUGGCCUAAAAAAUUAUAUCCCACUGGGUACUGGUGGGAAGUGGCAAUGGAGUACAGUAUCAACUCGACUCAACUCAAGUUAGCACGACGCGUGUGCAUCCAGUAGUGGAUAGAUGACGAAAUUCUAACCUCGGAUUGGGAGCUUCCUUUGGUAGAUUCUCCUUCCCUUCAAUACAUUACUGGUUUUUCCUCUUGGAGUCUCCGCAAUUUUCUCCAAUUCCAACUCGAUUGAUUUAGGAAGAGGGGUGAAAAUUUGAGCUUGAUUUCCAUGGCGGCUCCGGUGAGCUGUUGCGCUUGUUCUUCGAUCGUUAUGGCUCAUUAUCCGCGUGAUUUGUCAUGCUCCGGGUAUAAUUUUCGUCAGGCUACUUCGCUUGGCGGCUAUAAGGCGUGGGCUGUUUCAAUCAGUCCAUGUAGGUGCCAAUCAUCUACAAGCACCGAUGAGAUAAAAGUCGCCAAAAAAAAGAACUUAUUGGACAAUGCUAGUAACCUCCUUACAAAUUUCUUGAGUGGAAGUAAGAUUGGAGCAUCCAUGCCUACAGCAGAAGGUGCAGUUUCUGAUCUCUUUGGCAAGCCGCUUUUCUUCUCCCUCUAUGAUUGGUUCUUAGAGCAUGGUUCAGUAUACAAGCUGGCUUUUGGGCCAAAAGCCUUUGUUGUUGUUUCAGAUCCCAUUGUUGCUAGACAUAUUCUUCGAGAAAAUCCAUUUGCCUAUGACAAGGGAGUUCUUGCUGAUAUAUUGGAACCAAUAAUGGGAAAAGGACUCAUUCCUGCUGACAUUGACACUUGGAAGCAAAGGCGAAGAGUUAUUGCUCCUGGAUUCCACUCACUUUACUUGGAAGCCAUGACCAAAGUAUUCACCAGCUCUUCUUCUAGAAUGACUACGAAGUUUGAAAGGCUUUUGGAACUCAAAGCUUUGAAAGGAGUAGACAAAAUAGAGUUGGAUCUUGAAGCUGAAUUUUCUAGUUUGGCUCUAGACAUUAUUGGACUUGGUGUCUUCAAUUAUGACUUUGGCUCAGUUACAAAAGAAUCCCCAGUUAUUAAGGCUGUAUAUGGUACUCUUUUUGAAGCUGAGCAUCGUUCCACAUUCUACAUUCCUUAUUGGAAGAUCCCUUUGGCAAAAUGGCUGGUUCCUCGCCAGCGCAAGUUCCAUAGCGACCUUAGAGUCAUCAACGAUUGUCUCGAUGGUUUAAUAAGAAACGCAAAGGAGACAAGAGAGGAAGCCGAUGUAGAGAAAUUGCAGCAAAGGGACUAUUCAAACAUCAAGGAUGCUAGUCUGUUGCGAUUUUUAGUAGAUAUGAGAGGUGUAGAUGCUGAUGAUGUUCAGUUGAGAGAUGACCUGAUGACUAUGCUUAUAGCCGGACAUGAAACAACAGCAGCUGUCUUGACAUGGGCCACUUUUCUUCUUGUACAAAAACCAGAAAAAAUGAAGAAAGCACAAGCAGAGAUUGACUCUGUGCUUAGAGGAGAGACUGUGACCUUUGAAGCAAUAAAAAAAUUAGAGUAUGUGCGACUUAUUGUUGCAGAAGCUCUACGCUUGUACCCACAACCCCCAUUGCUUAUUAGACGGUCUCUCAUCCCCGAUAAAUUACCUGGGGGGUAUAAUGGAGACAAAGACGGAUAUGCAAUCGUGAACGGCACUGACAUAUUCAUUUCAGUUUAUAAUCUUCAUAGAUCUCCAUAUUUUUGGGAUAACCCGAAUGAGUUUGAACCUGAGAGAUUUCAAGUGCAAAAACAAAGCCAUGUUGAAGGUUGGUUGGGCUUUGAUCCAUCUCGUAGCCCCGGGUCACUGUACCCAAAUGAGAUUAUGUCGGAUCAUGCUUUCUUGCCUUUUGGCGGGGGGCCAAGAAAAUGCGUUGGCGAUCAAUUCGCCCUUAUGGAAUCGACUGUAGCAUUGGCAAUGCUGUUACAAAAGUUUGAUGUCAACUUGAAAGGCCCCCCGGAAUCAGUAGAACUAGUUACCGGAGCAACCAUUCACACCAAGAAUGGAAUGUGGUGCCAACUAAAGAGGAGGUCGGAGAUUGCUAGUAAGUCGUAAUCUAAGUGAAGUAGAGGACAUUAUCAUUCAUUUUGUGGCAACAUUUUGUCUCGUUGCUUCAUCAAAGAAGCGAGUUCAAGAAUGCUUUUAGCAGUUUGUGAUAAUUUGUUUCCAUAUUCUUAUGUGCUUCAACAUUCUUCUUCUUUUUCUUGAAGUUCUAUUCACUUUUUAUGGGGAUGUAUGUAAGGUUGUAUUCUUUUGUGGAUUUUAGUAUAGCUUUUUGCUAUUCAGAUUCUUUUUUUCUCAAAAAAUAUAAAAUCAAACAUUUAUUUUUC
This is a messenger RNA of Andrographis paniculata, 2318 nucleotides long. Its product is annotated as cytochrome P450 97B2, chloroplastic. The record is from RefSeq and is a predicted model, not a curated record. Lineage: Eukaryota; Viridiplantae; Streptophyta; Magnoliopsida; Lamiales; Acanthaceae. Gene Ontology annotation, cellular component: chloroplast. The coding region runs from base 280 to 2043 and encodes 587 amino acids. Gene Ontology annotation, molecular function: monooxygenase activity; iron ion binding; oxidoreductase activity, acting on paired donors, with incorporation or reduction of molecular oxygen. The transcript has 14 exons.